AUAAAUUCCAACAUGAAGCUGUGUUUUGUACUUUUUGUCUUAUUCGGUGCUGUUCUAGUGUCCCAAGCAAGGAAACACUUCCUCGCCGACCCUGAACCACGUUCAACUCUUGCUGCUCCGACCCCAACCCCAGCUGCUCCAGAACUCCGUUCAACUCUGUCUGCUCCAACUCCAACACCGGCUCCAUCUGGCUCUUCUGGCUUUUCAUUUGGCUCAAUUGCCAAAUUAAUGGAAGAAUUCAUGGAAAAAGUGUUUAAUUUUGGAAAAUCGGAGGCAUUGAAGAUGGGCUCAGCUCCUACGCCUGCUCCGAAGAAUUGAAUUUCAUUUUUUACGGAAUAAAAUUUUUAAACGUCA
Molecule: messenger RNA, 354 nt
Organism: Caenorhabditis elegans
Lineage: Eukaryota; Metazoa; Nematoda; Chromadorea; Rhabditida; Rhabditidae
Gene: F42A6.2
Exons: 2
Coding region: 13-318 (101 amino acids)
Source: RefSeq, marked reviewed